AAUAUCUCAAAUAUUCGGUAUCCCUUUCUUCUCAUCUCCCUUCUCUUUCCCGUUGUUGGAUCUCCGGCAUCACUUGUCUCAUCUUCGGCGUCGCUUCCGGACGCCGCCCGCCGGCACCGAAGAGGACGAAGCAGCAAUCGGCCGCCGCCGGUUGUUCCUCCAUCUCUCUCUCUCUCUCUCUCUCUCUCUCCGGGUUCUAGAUAGCCGGAACCCGCGCAACGACGACGGGUUCCAGCGAUCUGGAACCCAUCUGCGCGAUGGCUCCAAAUUAUGAGCAGAAUAUGCAAAUUAAGCGAUGGGUGAAGUAAUUCUAGGCAUGCCAGGACCAUGGGCUGAUUGUAAGCAUGAAGCAUCUGAUCACUAUACAACAAAAAUAGGUGGACUUCCGGACUGGCCAAUUCCAAAUACUGCCUUAAGAUGUGAUCUGCUUUUGUGCAGUGCAUGUGGAAGCAAGCUCUGUCUCGUUAUGCAGGCUUAUGCUCCAGUUUCGAGUAAGACUCUGACGAUUGAAGAGCGUGUACUCUAUAUUUUUGGUUGUGUAAUGCCAAAAUGUGGGGGCUCUCCUGGAAGCUGGAGGGCUAUUCGUGUGCAAAAAUCUUUUAGUGGUGGGAAAUCAAGUGUAAACUAUCAUGAAGAGAUCGCUCCAACCACAUCUUCCCUUUCAGCUUCAGCCAGUGACUGGCGGGAGGAUUUGUGGGCAUUUGACUCCAUAGAAGAUGAAGACGCGGGCAAUGAUGACAUAGAUCUGGAGGAGUUGCGUAGGGCACUUUCUGAUGCUGCAAGCUUGGCUUCUUACCCCAAGAAACAAAAUAAAGUUCAUCAGUCUGAGACUAUUGUGGAGGCUGCUCCCGUAAGAAAAACAACACAGGAGGUUGACAACCAAACACCAGUUUUGCCUUGCUUCUACAUGUAUACACAAGAAGAGGCAUUAUGUAGGGAAGUUACAUUCUUGUCUUCAAGUUACACCUCACUUUCCAUUAAGGAAGCCAAAAAUGAUCUUGAUUAUAAUCCACAAGAGGAAAAGUGGGACAAGGAGGCUUAUGAAUAUGACAAAGCUUUGAGUGCUGAUAGGACUUAUCUCAAGUUCAAGAAACGAAUGGACGCAUACCCAGAACAAUGUUUCAGAUACUCCUUUGGUGGAAAGCCACUACUGGCUACUGGAGCAGCAGUUGAUCCAGGGAUAUGCAGCCUUUGUGGGGGAUCACGACAUUAUGAAAUGCAGCUGAUGCCUCCAUUAUUAUAUUUCCUACAGGAAGAGGCUCUUGAUUCUGAGGAUUAUUCUUUGGAGAACUGGGACUGGAUGACAGUAAUUGUAUAUACUUGUUCUAUGAGCUGUUCUCAACCUAGUCAACAGAACUCGAAUGCGGAUGGCUGGAUUAUAGCAGAGGAGGCUGUUACAAUACAAUAUGAGGAGUUGCUACCUGAAUUGAUCCAACAUAUGUGGAAGUCUGGAUUAUAGCAGAGGAGGCUGUUAUGAUACAAUAUGAAUAGUUGCUACUUGAAUCAUCCCAACUUGGUUCUUUCAUAGAUUUUGCAUGUUUCCAGGGAGAAGCAGACAAAGACGAGCACAAACUAUAUGCAAAACGUUACCGAGCCCAGCAGCAGUUUUUGGUAGUGGUUUGUUUCUCAAUAGAAAAUGAGCUCUAGGGGUUUCCUUUACAUUAUUUAUUUGGUUCAAUAUGUUAGCAGUAAGGCUUUCUCAUGGUACCGAAUUUCAUUUUUAGAUAUGUUGGAUAGCUUAAAUUAGAGAAUUGAGUUGUCUUUUGGCGGAAGAAAGUUUUGAAGGUCCUGAUCUCUAUCUAAUUUUCUGUUUCCCCUUAGUUUAUGUCAGAAAAAUUAUGUAUGUAAUACAUUACCAUAGAUAAGAAGAUGUAUACACACGUAUAGAUUAAUCCCCAAAUUGAAAAGAUGGACUAGCCAUUUGGCAAUGAAUGUGGGGGAAAGUACUCUUAUUGAGUUCACGAGACUAAAAUUUGAGACUUCAAA
Molecule: messenger RNA, 1986 nt
Organism: Diospyros lotus (date-plum)
Lineage: Eukaryota; Viridiplantae; Streptophyta; Magnoliopsida; Ericales; Ebenaceae
Exons: 8
Coding region: 296-1459 (387 amino acids)
Cellular component (GO): cytoplasm
Source: RefSeq, a predicted model, not a curated record